AUGGACACCCCAGAAGACAUCGUGAAUGUAAGUGGAAAAUGCUACGAGAAUGUUAAAGUAUUCUCGGAAGGAUUGUGGAGUGUAAAACCUGGAGAAAGUAUUCUACAACAUUCAUUGGUUCGUUUCCAUUUUGAGUUACUUGCGAUGUUCUUCCUCGCCGGUUCAUUUCACUUUUUCCUCAAACGAUUUCAUUUUUCACGUUUCACCUCGGAUGUCCUGGCAGGUAUAGCAGUGGGACCGACUGUAAUGGGAUAUUACUUUGGCAGGACAUCAGAUGACUUGUUCCAUACAAGCAUUCCCAAUCAAGUAGCUAAUUCAUUAUCAAAGAUUGGUUACAUUCUCUUCGUUUUUUUUGCUGGAGUACAAAUGGACACGACCUUGAUAUGGAAAACAGGAAGAAAAGCUUUUUCUUUAGGGGCGUUCAUCUUUGCAACCACUUUCAUAAUGGCAAGUUCUAUUGCUAUCUUAUUCCCCAAAGAUAAUGGCUUAACUAUCGGAAUCAAGGGUGGAAUGAUUUUCACUGGGAAUAUGUAUUUUGAAUCAAUGAUCCAGACCGAAUUCGUUGGAGUCUGUUACAUUUUAAUGCAGCUUCAGAUUAUAAAUUCACAGCUCGGACGCCUUGCUCUAGCAUCAUCAAUGCAUUAUAAGUUGAUGAGCCUGGUAUAUAAUAUUACGAAUGGUUUUGGAAGGGGUUUGAGAACUACAUCGAUUCGUGUUGGAGUUCAGAUGGUUAUUUUAUCCUUGGCAUACAUUUUGUUUAUUGUGAUCAUCUUGAGGCAGAUGAUAUUCACGUUCAUUAGAAUAACACCGCAAGGUCAGCCUUUGAAGGAAAUUUAUGCUACCAUUACCAUGGCCUGCGUGUUUCUUUUAGCAUCAAGUGGUGAUUGUGUAGGGCUAAAUUAUGUGUUUGGCCCUUUAAUACUUGGGUUGAUAGUGCCUGCAAGGUCUCCAUUAGCUGAAAUCCUGGUACAAAAGUUUAAUACGGCUGCUUCAGGAUUUCUUCUCCCACUCAUGACAAUGUUCUGUGCCUCCAAAAUUGAUUUACAUCAAUUCAUCUCGGAAUUCAACACUCUGGUCGCCUUCAAGAUCUCAUUGAUUGGAUUCGCAAUUAAGGUGGCGGUAACUUUUCUAGCGGUGUACUUUUACAAGUUACCUUUAAGACAUGCUGCUGCGCUUACAGUCAUCUUGAAUGCCAAAGGCCAUUUCGAGGUGGGAACUUUUAUCAGCUUCAAUCCACUUAAGGAAAUUCAAAGUACCAGUGGGAUUUUGUUACUAUUUCUGUUACAAGCCUUUCAACCACUUCUUGUCAAGACUCUCUACCAUCCUGCAGAGCACUACGUAAGCUACAAGCAAAAAACGAUCGAGCAAGUUUCAAAUGAUGCAGAGCUCCAGAUACUGGUAUGUGCGCAUAGAGAGGAAGACGUCAUGGCAGCAAUAACACUCCUAGAAUAUUCUAAUCCAACAAAACAGAAUCCCUUGUCCAUUUAUGGACUCUGCCUGGAGGAACUUGUUAGCAGCUUUAUCCCUGUUCUAAUCAACCACCAAUUAGGACAAAAAAUCUCUUAUUCUGAGGGAUCCCGCUCGCAACCCAUCAUUGACAUCUUCAAGUACUUCAAGACGCAACACAACAAGUUCGUCCAGAUGCAUGUGUUCACUGCAAUAUCACCAUUUAAACAGAUGCACGAAGACAUUUGCUGGCUGUCUUUCGACAAGGAUUGUUCCCUAGUAAUAAUUCCAUUUCAUAAGAAAUGGAAUAGCAAAGGCAAAAUGGUUUCAAGCAAUACUGAUUUGAGGAAUUUGAACAUCAACGUAUUGAAAAAUGCCCCUUGUUCUGUAGGAACCCUCAUUGAUCGUAAAAGAGCGCAGGGGUUGUCUUCUAUUUUUUCCACGUCAGCAACUUACCGUGUGGCCGCCCUGUUCGUUGGAGGCUCAGAUGACAGGGAGGCAAUAUCUUAUGCCUUAAGGAUGGCAAGAAGCCCCAGAGUUCAUCUAACAAUCAUGCAUCUCGUUGCACACAAUGACGAUGUCCAUAAUUGGGAGAAUAUGGUCAAUGAUGACUUUUUAAGAAAAGUGAAAGCAGAAAUGUCAGGGCAUAAGAACAUCGAUUACAUAGAGGAGUUAGUGAGAGAUGGAUCUGAUACAUCUGAGGUACUUCAAUCAAUUGUAGAGGAUCGUGACCUUAUCAUGGUAGGGCGUCAACAUGAAAAUGAGCCUCAAGCUUUAGCAGGCCUAUCUGCAGAAUGGAUUGAUUUUCCAGAGCUUGGGCCAAUGGGUGACCUGCUUGCAUCUGAAUAUAUUUCUAAUCCAGUUUCAGUUUUGGUGGUUCAACAACAAAAGAAGAAAUUUUCGUAA
Populus nigra (black poplar) is the source of this 2352-nucleotide messenger RNA. RefSeq names its product cation/H(+) antiporter 15-like. Bases 1 to 2352 code for a protein of 783 amino acids. Gene Ontology annotation, molecular function: antiporter activity. Gene Ontology annotation, biological process: proton transmembrane transport; regulation of pH. Gene Ontology annotation, cellular component: endomembrane system; membrane. The record is from RefSeq and is a predicted model, not a curated record. NCBI's taxonomy places the organism in Eukaryota, Viridiplantae, Streptophyta, Magnoliopsida, Malpighiales, Salicaceae. The transcript is spliced from 4 exons.